This is a messenger RNA of Phlebotomus argentipes, 457 nucleotides long. Its product is annotated as anaphase-promoting complex subunit 15. The transcript is spliced from 3 exons. Gene Ontology annotation, biological process: regulation of mitotic cell cycle spindle assembly checkpoint. NCBI's taxonomy places the organism in Eukaryota, Metazoa, Arthropoda, Insecta, Diptera, Psychodidae. Gene Ontology annotation, cellular component: anaphase-promoting complex. The record is from RefSeq and is a predicted model, not a curated record. The coding region runs from base 1 to 402 and encodes 133 amino acids.
AUGAUUCCCUUCUUCCCUCGACUGACUCCUCCAAUAACACACAGUAUUUGGUUUGAUGUGGACGCCCCACGAGACGAGGAUGCAGAGAUCACAGCCCUGGAAGAGAUUCAAAAUGACCAGAAUUACGCACUAACACAAGUCGCCAGCGAUAUUUCUCCGCUCGGAAAGGCUCCUCAUGAUCACACAGAGUGUCCAGACUCCGAUGAUGAUGCCAACGAGGACAGCGACGAUGAGGAGAGCCACGACGAGGAAGAGGAGGAUGAGAUAGAUGCAAUUGAUACACAGACAACUGUUGAACCGGAUGGAACCAUAGAAUACCCAUCUCCGGACAACCCUCGGAACAUAAGUGGGGACGCCGUUGGCGAAACGUCUCAAUCUUCAGUGAUGAACAUUGCCAUGUAAAAUAUUUAUAGGAAUAAUAACUUCAUCUUUAAGUAAUCUCAUUAUACGAGAAAAA